Jaculus jaculus (lesser Egyptian jerboa) is the source of this 4309-nucleotide messenger RNA. RefSeq names its product tau tubulin kinase 1 (gene Ttbk1). The transcript is spliced from 15 exons. Gene Ontology annotation, cellular component: cytoplasm; nucleus. The coding region runs from base 141 to 4112 and encodes 1323 amino acids. NCBI's taxonomy places the organism in Eukaryota, Metazoa, Chordata, Mammalia, Rodentia, Dipodidae. Gene Ontology annotation, biological process: signal transduction; peptidyl-tyrosine phosphorylation; peptidyl-serine phosphorylation. The record is from RefSeq and is a predicted model, not a curated record. Gene Ontology annotation, molecular function: protein serine/threonine kinase activity; ATP binding.
UCCAUGCCAUCACAUCCCACCUUGCCAGGAUGUAUCGAUGAUGGAGUCCUGGGAGGUUUUCCCAUCCCUGGGAAAGUCAGCUUUACGUAGAUGGCCCCCCCAGGGCAGGCCCUGCGGACACCCCUCCCUCCGGCUGGCGGAUGCAGUGCCUAGCGGCUGCUCUUAAGGACGAAACCAACAUGAGUGGGGGAGGGGAGCAGGCCGACAUCCUGCCGGCCAACUACGUGGUCAAAGAUCGCUGGAAGGUGCUGAAAAAGAUCGGGGGCGGGGGCUUUGGUGAGAUCUACGAGGCCAUGGACCUGCUGACCAGGGAGAAUGUGGCCCUCAAGGUGGAGUCGGCCCAGCAGCCCAAGCAGGUCCUCAAGAUGGAGGUGGCUGUGCUCAAAAAGCUUCAAGGGAAGGACCACGUGUGCAGGUUCAUUGGCUGUGGCAGGAAUGAGAAGUUUAACUACGUGGUCAUGCAGCUCCAGGGCCGGAAUCUGGCUGACCUGCGCCGCAGCCAGCCGCGAGGCACCUUCACGCUGAGCACCACACUGAGGCUGGGCAAGCAGAUCCUGGAGUCCAUUGAGGCCAUCCAUUCUGUGGGCUUCCUGCACCGUGACAUCAAGCCGUCAAACUUUGCCAUGGGCCGGCUGCCCUCCACCUACAGGAAGUGCUACAUGCUGGACUUUGGGCUGGCCCGGCAGUACACCAACACGACGGGUGACGUCCGGCCGCCUCGGAACGUGGCCGGGUUUCGGGGAACCGUUCGCUAUGCCUCAGUCAACGCCCACAAGAACCGGGAGAUGGGUCGCCACGACGACCUGUGGUCCCUCUUCUACAUGCUGGUGGAGUUUGCAGUAGGUCAGUUGCCUUGGAGGAAGAUCAAGGACAAGGAGCAGGUGGGGGUGAUCAAGGAGAAGUACGAGCACCGAAUGCUGCUGCGGCACAUGCCCUCUGAGUUCCACCUCUUCCUGGACCACAUCGCCAGCCUCGACUACUUCACCAAGCCUGAUUACCAGCUGAUCAUGUCGGUGUUUGAGAACAGCAUGAAGGAGCGGGGCAUCGCCGAGAACGAGGCCUUUGACUGGGAGAAGGCUGGCACCGACGCCCUCCUGUCCACAAGCACCUCGACCCCACCCCAGCAGAACACCCGGCAGACAGCAGCCAUGUUUGGAGUGGUCAACGUGACGCCAGUGCCUGGGGACCUACUCCGGGAAAACACGGAGGACGUACUACAGGGAGAGCACCUGAGUGAUCAGGAGAAUGCACCCCCAAUCCUGCCUGGGAGGCCACCCGAUGGGCUGGGCCCUGGCCCUCACCUCAUUCCCCACCCUGGGGGUCCUGAGGCCGAGGUGUGGGAGGAGACGGACGUCAACCGCAACAAGCUCCGGAUCAACAUUGGCAAAACCCCCUGUGUGGAGGAGGAGCAAAGUCGAGGAGUGGGGGUCCCCAGCUCCCCAGUGCGUGCCCCCCCAGACUCCCCAACAACCCCAGUGCGGUCUCUGCGUUACCGGCGGGUCAACAGCCCUGAGUCGGAGAGGCUUUCCACGGCUGCCGAUGGGCGGGUGGAGCUGCAUGAGAGGAGGUCACGAAUGGACCUACCUGGCUCCCCAUCGCGCCAGGCCUGCUCCUCGCAGCCAGCCCAGAUGCUGUCCGUGGACACGGGCCACGCCGACAGGCAGGCCAGCGGCCGCAUGGACGUGUCGGCCUCAGUGGAGCAGGAGGCCCUGAGCAACGCCUUCCGCUCCGUGCCGCUGGCCGAGGAGGAGGACUUUGACAGCAAGGAGUGGGUCAUCAUUGACAAGGAGACGGAGCUCAAGGACUUCCCUCCCGGGGCCGAGCCCAGCACGUCAGGAACUACAGACGAGGAGCCCGAGGAGCUGAGGCCGCUGCCCGAGGAGGGCGAGGAGCGGCGGAGGCCGGGGCCGGAGCCCGCGGUCCGGCCCCGUGGACGUGGCAUGCAGACGCUGGCAGAGGAGGACCUGCGGCAGACGCCGCUCCAGCCAGCGCCGUCCCAAAUGAGCCAGGCGGAUGGCCGGUCGGAGACAUCGCAGCCCCCCACGCCUGGAAGCCCUUCCCACUCACCCCUGCAUUCGGGACCUCGCCCUCGCCGGAGAGAGUCGGACCCCACGGGCCCUCAGAGACAGGUCCCUGUGUGCCCCUUGCAGGUGUUCUCCGUGGCGCCUCCCUUUGAAGCGAACGGCCUCCCACGAGCUGUGCCUCUGAGCUUGCCCUACCAGGACUUCAAGAGAGACCUCUCCGACUACAGGGAGCGGGCUCGGCUGCUCAACAGGGUCCGGCGGGUGGGCUUCUCGCACAUGCUGCUCGCCAGCCCGCAGGUCCCGCUGGCUCCCCUUCCCCCUCAAGCUAAUGGGAAGGAGGGAGAGGAGGAGGAGGAAGAAGAGGAGGAAGAGGAGGAAGAGGAGGACGAGGAGGAGGAGGAAGAGGAGGAAGAGGAGGAAGAGGAGGAGGAGGAGGAGGACGAGGAGGCAGGGGCCCUCGGGGAAGUGCUGGGGCCUCGCAGCGGCUCUAGCAGCGAAGGGAGCGAGAGGAGCACCGACCGGAGCCAGGAGGGGGCCCCGUCCACGCUGCUGGCCGACGACCAGAAGGAAUCCAGAGGCCGGGCCUCCAUGGCAGAUGGGGACCUGGAGCCUGAGGAGGGAUCCAAAACGCUGGUGCUCGUCUCCCCUGGUGACAUGAAGAAGUCACCAGUCACUGCCGAACUGGCCCCCGAUCCCGACCUGGGCACGCUGGCCGCCCUCACUCCCCAGCAAGAGCGGCCGCAGCCCACGGGCAGCCAGCUGGACGUGUCCGAGCCAGGCACCCUGUCCUCGGUUCUCAAGUCCGAACCCAAGCCCCCGGCGCCUGGGUCAGGGCUUGGGGUUGGGCUGGUGACCCCAGGGGCCGGGGGCGUGGCAGUCACCUCCUCACCCUUCACCAAAGUCGAGAGGACUUUCGUGCACAUCGCAGAGAAAACCCACCUCAACGUCAUGUCUUCCGGGGGACAAGCCUCGAGGCUGGAGUUCAGCAACGGGGACGAGCUGGGUCUGGAGAGGGUCUCCGAAGGGGACGCUGCGGACGAGGGGGCCCCCGUGCCUCUGUCAGAACUGGACGGGGCACAGAUGGAGAGCUGUGUCCUGUCUGCCCUUCCCGGGGCGACCCCUCCAGAGGUGACCACGGACUCACUGCCCAAUGGCCCAGCGCUUGCCGAUGGGCCGGCCCCAGCGUCCCCGCUGGAGCCAGGCUCCAAGAAAGGGGUCACCAUCUCCCCCAGCCGCCCCGCUUUGCCAGGCCCUCGCCUCAGGAGCCGUAUCCCCGUCCUGCUGUCUGAAGAAGACACAGGCUCAGAGCCCUCAGGCUCGCUGUCAGCCAAAGAGCGUUGGAGCAAGAGGGCCCGGCCGCCGCAGGACCUGGCCCGGCUGCUCGUGGAGAAGAGGCAGGGCCGCCUGCUGCUGCGCCUGGCCUCGGCGGCCUCGUCGUCGUCCAGCGAGGAGCAGCCCCGCGCCUCCGAGACUCUCUCAGGCACCGGCUCCGAGGAGGACGCGCCUGCCUCGGGGCCCGCCGCAGCCUUGCCCAGGAAGGCCGGCCGGGCAGCUGCUACCCGCAGCCGGAUCCCCCGCCCCAUCAGCACGUCGUCCGCACCCGCUGAAGCCCAGCAGCUCCCUAGCAGAUCCCAGGCUGCCAUCCCAGCACCCGACUCGGCCAUCACCAGCAGCAGGCUCCAGCUGCAGAAGCCUACAGGGUCAGCCACAGCCGCUGACCUCCGCCCCAAACAGCCCCCCAGCCGCGGCCCCGGUGCAGCGCGAGCCCAAGGCUCCAGAUCCGCAGCGCCCCGGAGCCCGGGCCUCCCGGCCUCCGCCACCGCCGCGCGCCACACCGGCGCGUCCCCGUCCCCGAGGAGCCAGUCCCUGCCCCGCAAAGAGAGCCCGUCCCCUUCGCACCAGGCUCGGCCUGGGGUCCCCGCACCCCGGGGGGUCCUCCAGGCCCGAGCGCAACCUGUUGGCACCUCCUCCUCCUCCUCCUCCCCUGGGGGUUCCAAGAAAGGACCUAGAGGGAAACCACUCCAGACUCAGCGCGCAGCAACCAAAGGCCGGGCAGCGGUCUCGGAGGGCCGGUCCGGGACCAGAUAAUGAUGCCCAGCGGCUCUCUACGGGGGAGGGGGGAGCACACUCCCCUCCCCCGCCCAAACCCUUACUCCGGCCCUCCCCACCCCAAAACUGCAGCCGGCCUACACUGGAGCAGCUCCCAGCACAGCCUUACGCGCGCCUGAUGCGCACCGCCGCGGCCCCAGCUUCCCACCCGCGCCCCAGAGGACACGCGUGAGCAC